This is a messenger RNA of Brassica napus (rape), 1845 nucleotides long. RefSeq lists its product as uncharacterized. The transcript has 3 exons. The coding region runs from base 214 to 1626 and encodes 470 amino acids. NCBI's taxonomy places the organism in Eukaryota, Viridiplantae, Streptophyta, Magnoliopsida, Brassicales, Brassicaceae. The record is from RefSeq and is a predicted model, not a curated record.
CUCUGCCUCGUCUUCUUCUUAUUCUUCGUUUCUUACUCUGUUUUUUCAAAAAAGAAACUCAAUCUUCAGUUUAGUUACGAAUAUGUAUCUGCGUAUGUGUACAUCUCUGUUUUCUUAUUAACUGUAGAUUUUGACUGGAAAAAAAAUGAUUUUGGAUUCAUUAUUGAUGGGCUCACCGUAUACGUUUUGUGGGAACCAACUGAUCUCUGUUUAAUGGUGAGCUUGACGAUGGAAGAGAAGCAAUUGGACUUCAACCGCCCGCUUCUAUCAGUUAGACGUCCCACACAAGCUUCAGAGCCCGAGAUCAAACCAAGAUCUUCCGAUCCAGUAACCAACAAGGUCCCUCCUCCUUCGUCUCCACCGGUUUACAAGUCUGAUAUCAAGUCAGGUCCCGUAAGGAACCCAGGAACCGUCCCUUUCCAAUGGGAACACCAGCCUGGAAAACCAAAAGACGAAACCAAACCGGGUUUACAAAGCUUCGUUGAGCCACGUUAUGUGCCAAAGCUUCCUCCUGGGAGGGGUAGAGAAGGACAAGUAUCAUCAGUGAGGAAGCCUGAAACUAGAUUCGAGGAUACUUAUCUUGAUGCAGCUGAUACGCUUUCGAGAUCUGAGUCGUUUUUCUACAACUGUAGUAAUGUGAGUGGUCAUGGUGGGACGGUGGUAGAGCCUUUUGGAACUUUAUCGAGUGAUAGACAGACGCAGGAUCUAAUGAUGGGGAGGUUCUUGCCUGCAGCUAAGGCCUUGACUUCAGAAAUACCUCCUAAGGCAGAGGAACCGGUUAAGGAGAAACAGAACAAAGCUGGGGAUAAUCAGAUUUGCUUCAGAAGCUCUUUUGGAGUGUUGAAUCCUGUUCCGUCUGUGAGGAUGCAGGCGCAGAGAGCUGUUUCUGUUCGCCGUAUGCGUUCUAAGUAUCUAGAUAGUUCUAAUGAGCCUGUGAACGAAGAUGAGAGGAAGUUGAGACUAAAUGGUUCAGUUGCACAAGGUGGGUCAUUACCAGUUGAAAGCUCUUGCACUUCACGCACUAAGGUCAGCAAAAACUUUGGUGAGCUCUUGGCUAGUGAUGAUAACACAUGGAAACCUUCUUCAGAGUCUCCUGUGGCUGAGAAAACUCUGUAUGUAGAUACUGUGCAUUCACUAGACAAGAUGGUACAAGAAGAGUCCAUGGAGCAAUCUUUACUUACAGAAGAAGUGCAGAACUUGAUUAGACCCGGUGAGGAAAGUGUUAUAAGAGAUGAGGCUUUCACUGAAUGUACUGAUCAAGCUAUUGUUGCACUGCCAAAGUCCAAUGUGGUUGUGGAGGUUACAAAGGAGAAGAUUGAUCUUGAAGCCAAUUUUCAGAGAAACACAAGGAAUCUUGAAAGUACCAGGCUUCACCAACGUUCAAGUUAUCAUAUUGUGCCACCACCACCAUUACCAAAAGCUCCUUCAGAUUCUUGGUUGAAGCGUACAUUGCUUACAAUCCCACCAAAGAACAACUCAUUCACAUGGUUACAGUCUCUUGGAGCUGAUGAUAAUAAGAUUAAUCAAGCAAGUCCCAAGUGGGAAACUAUGGUCAAAACCUUCAAUACACAGCAAGGGUUUGUGUGCUUCUCCAAGGAGACACUCAACCCUAUACCAGAGGCUUAGCAAGACCUGUAUGUUUUCCACACCAACUUACUUGUAAAUUUCAACAAUAAAGAUGGGAUGAGCCAAUAAAGUUUGGGGAUUUUUAGUAUAAAUCAUGAAAUAAAAGGGUCCUAAAUGAGAAAAGCUAUGAAUAUAGGUGUGGGUUUGUUUCUUCUUGUUGAAGUCAUGUACAGCUAACAGAGAUUUUGUGGCAAUAAUACUCCAUAAUUCCAUGUGACA